GAGCACCGUUGGAUCAUAAAAUUCAAAACAUCGAGAUCUAUAGAGAGAAAGGGCAAAAAGAGAAGAGCGUCUUUCAAAAUUCAAAUCUCAGAAACAAACGCUACCUUCUUCUCCUACCCCGCUCACAAACCAAAAAUCACACUGCAAAUUUCAUUUUUCAGAUCUACCAAAAAAUGUCUGGUAAAGAAAAAGGUGUUAACGUUCAAGUUCUUCUUCGAUGCAGGCCGUUUAGUGAUGACGAGUUACGGAGUAACGCGCCGCAAGUGGUUACUUGCAAUGAUUACAGUAGAGAAGUUGCGGUGUCUCAGAAUAUUGCCGGUAAACACAUCGAUAGGGUUUUCACCUUUGAUAAGGUUUUCGGUCCGUCUGCACAACAAAGGGAACUUUAUGAACAAGCAGUUACACCGAUUGUAAACGAAGUUCUGGAGGGAUUUAAUUGUACCAUAUUUGCUUAUGGUCAAACUGGUACUGGUAAAACAUUUACUAUGGAAGGAGAAUGCAAAAGAUCGAAGAGUGGGCCUAAUGGAGAGUUGCCUCCGGAAGCAGGAGUAAUUCCUAGGGCUGUUAAGCAGAUUUUUGACACACUUGAGAGCCAGAAUGCCGAGUAUAGUGUGAAAGUAACCUUUUUAGAACUGUAUAAUGAGGAGAUUACUGAUUUACUUGCUCCAGAAGAGCUUUCAAAGGUUAGUUUGGAAGAGAAGCAAAAAAAGCAGCUGCCUCUCAUGGAGGAUGGCAAAGGUGGAGUUCUUGUAAGAGGGUUGGAAGAGGAAAUUGUGACGUGUGCUAGUGAGAUUUAUACUCUUCUUGAAAGAGGGUCUUCUAAACGGCGCACUGCAGAAACUUUACUAAACAAACAAUCUAGUCGUUCACAUUCAUUGUUUUCGAUUACAAUCCACAUCAAAGAAGCAACCCCUGAAGGUGAAGAACUAAUUAAGUGUGGUAAACUGAAUUUGGUGGAUCUUGCCGGUUCAGAAAAUAUAUCUCGUUCUGGUGCUAGGGAGGGACGUGCACGAGAAGCUGGAGAAAUUAAUAAAAGUUUGCUUACAUUAGGGCGAGUGAUUAAUGCACUUGUGGAGCACCUUGGUCAUAUCCCUUACAGGGAUAGCAAGCUGACUCGUUUACUCCGUGAUUCACUUGGGGGAAGAACCAAGACAUGCAUUAUAGCGACAGUAUCCCCUGCUGUUCAUUGCUUAGAGGAAACUUUGAGCACAUUGGAUUAUGCACAUAGGGCAAAGAACAUUAGGAAUAAGCCAGAGGUCAACCAAAAAAUGAUGAAAUCAACACUUAUCAAGGAUCUUUAUGGUGAAAUUGACCGCCUUAAGGCCGAGGUUUAUGCUACCCGUGAGAAAAAUGGCGUCUAUAUUCCAAAGGAAAGAUACUAUCAAGAAGAGAUUGAAAAGAAGGCUAUGGCAGAUCAGAUUGAGCAGAUGGGCAUCACAAUAGAAUCUUAUCAGAAGGUUUGUUCAAUUAACAAAAAAUGUAGUCUUAUAUAUGAUGCUAGGCGCCUGUAUGUUGUAUCUGCAAUGCUUAACUUUUUUAUAUGUUUCAACCAGCAACUGGAGGAUAUGAGAAACAAGUAUGAUGAUCAAGUUCGCCAGUGCUCUGAUUUAAGCAACAAACUUGAUACCACCGAGAAAAACUUGAACAAAACUAGCAAGGUUCUUGGCAAUAGAGAGGAAGAAUUGAAAAAGUGUCGCUAUACCCUGAAUGAAAAGGAAUUCAUCAUAUCUGAACAGAGAAAAGCAGAAAAUGCUCUAGCUCAUCAAGCAUGCGUUUUACAAGCUGAUUUAGAAAAAGCUCUUCAGGAUAAUGCCUCAUUAUUUCUGAAAAUUGGCAGAGAAGAUAAACUUAGCUCAGAAAAUAGAGCUGUUGUGAACAAUUAUCAAGCGGAACUUGCCCAGCAGGUUGGUUCUCUUUGCAACGUUGUUGCAACAUCGUUGUCUGAACAGAAUGGACAUCUACAAGGUGUGGAGAAGCUCUGUAAUUCCUUUUUGGGCAUUCAUGACAAGGCGGUUGUUGAUUUGAAAGAGAAAAUGAAAGAAUUGAGGGGGGUGUAUGUGUCGCAUAUUGAGGCAGUGCAAAAUGUUGUGCGUUUGCAUAUGGCAAACUCGGAUGCAUCCUUGGAGGAGUUAUCAUCUGCCAUAUCCUCUCACGGUCAUUCAAUAGAAGAAUUCCUUACUAUCGCGUCCACGGAAGCCGGCUCAAUAUUUGACGAGCUUCAGAGCUGCCUUUCAACACAACAUGGUGAAUUGACACUUUUUGCUAAGGAAGUACGCAAUAGGUUCAAUCUUAGUGUGGAACAAAUAAAGGAGAUAUCUGAGAAAUCUGAAGAAUUAGUGGAAAAGCUUUUUGGAGAAUCAAAAAAGCUUGAGGAUUUUGUAGCACAGGCUGACCAAAUGCAAACAGAUAGCAUUGAAGAGUUUAAGAAAGCUUAUGAGGAGCAAUCAAAAUCUGAGUCAGAGAAACUCAUUGCUGAUAUGACUAGUUUGGUUUCUGAUGUCAUUCGUCGUCAAAAUGAUCUUGUAAACUCAAAGCUUGUUGGUCUUAGAGAAAAUGGUAUAAAGAACAAGUCAUUCUUGGUUGGACACGCGUCAUCAGUGGGAGAAAUUGUCACCAGUGCAAAAAGAAAAUGGCAGUCGUAUACCAUACAAGCAGAAAAAGAAGCAAAAGAUACUGCUGACUAUUCUGCAGCAAAGCAUUGUCGUAUGGAGGUACUCCUGCAGCAAUGUGUUAACACGGCUCAUUCGGCUUUUGGACAAGUGAAGAGGACACAUGAGGCUGUAAAUGAGUUAGGGGCCAAACAUAUUUUUGCGUCAAAUUCACUUAUCAGGAGUGCUUGUGAUAGCAAUGUGCAACAUGUUGCUGAGGUCAAUUCUGCUCGAGCAGCAGCCGAGGAAGAUGUGGCAAAGAACAGUGACGAUUUUCUUAAGCAGUUUGAUGCCACAUCUGCAGAAGAACGUGAGUCUGUAUGUAGCGUCGUAAAUGUUGUGAAAAGCCAUGCAUAUACACUUGAUAAGUUCAGGGAGGAUCAUGCUGGACAAGCUACUUCCAUUGAACAUAGGGCAUGCGAGACUUUCCAGCAGGAGUAUAUGGACUAUGAGCCUAGUGGUACAACGCCGAUAAGAUGUGAGCCUGAGGUUCCGAGUAAAGGUACAAUUGACUCUCUUCGAACGUUGCCAAUCGAAACCCUUCUUGAGGAAUUCCGGGAAAAUAAUUCAUAUGAAUCUUCUUCUGAUGUAAAGGAGUUGAAACCAUCACUUAUUCCACGCUCUCCUCUCACCCAAUUGAAUUAAUGAAUGGUGGAAACAACUUGCUCAGUUGUCUGUUGUGGAAUCAAAUUUGUAUCAUUAUUUGUAACAUCAAAAUGUUUUCUUACCAGUUUAAAUAUUUUUGAAGCAUGCAAAAUCUGGUAAUAGGAUGUAUUGUAAUAUCUAAGGUAAAGUACUCGUGUCUAAAUCCCAUCUUGGGAUGAAAUAUAGCUCAAAUAAUAGUUAUUUUUGGUA
Molecule: messenger RNA, 3503 nt
Organism: Trifolium pratense (red clover)
Lineage: Eukaryota; Viridiplantae; Streptophyta; Magnoliopsida; Fabales; Fabaceae
Product: kinesin-like protein KIN-5C
Exons: 22
Coding region: 174-3293 (1039 amino acids)
Biological process (GO): microtubule-based movement
Molecular function (GO): microtubule binding; ATP binding; plus-end-directed microtubule motor activity
Source: RefSeq, a predicted model, not a curated record